UAGUUUUAUUUUCAACCUUGUCGAGUGCGGACGCUAAGCUGCGAAUUUCGUAGACCGUAGGUUAACUGGUGAUCUCUUUAUAUGCUAAUGUCGCUUUUAUAGUACAUUUUAACUAAUGCAUUAAAGACUCUCUCUCUCUAUCUCUGUUGGUCGUGUCCAUUGUAUUGUAACACGCAGCAAAGCCAACAUCACCAGAGUGUCGGUUUAUUUAAUUUUGAAGCCAUAUAGUGAUUUUAUUGGUUCUCAAAACGGCUUACAGCGAUUACCUUAAAGUUUACUUAAGCACGCAGCGGGCGUUUAAGGCAUUUGGACAAGAAUUGGAUAUAAUAUUGCAUAAGUAUAACCGUGGUAAACUAUAAAAAAAAUCUCAAAAAAUUGUUAUUGUGCAUUAAAAAAAAAAAAAAAAAAAACCUUAAUGUUAAAAACUUAUAUGGACUGUUUAAGUUUUUAAAAAACAAAUCAAAUAGUUAAUAUCAUAAAAAAAGUGAUUAUCGUGUGUGAAAAGUCGAGAACUUUCUUUAAAAACAAAAAGGAUUUACAAAAAAAGUUGCACUCUUUAAUAAUUCAAAAAUUUCAACACAAAAAAAAGAUCAAAAACAAGUUUAUACAUUUUAAGCAAAAAUUAGCGAAGCUUUUUCAAAAACCAAUAUACCGGAUUUUCAACUGUUCUUAUAAACCAUACCAGCAAGUUUUUUAAUUAAGAAAGUGACGAGAUACUUUACUCUGCCUGUCUAUUUGUUUGCGGCAUUAUAAAUCUUAUUGAUAGACGACGCAAAAUGAUUUCAAGAAGGAAAAUAAUAUCACGGUCUUUGGACAAUCUAGAUUCAAUAGGACCAAAUGACGAUGAAGAAGAUAUGUGGUAUGACAAGGACAAACUGUGCAAGGAUCACAUUGAUGAAGUUCUCUCUAAAUGGGAACAAAUUGACGAUGAAAUUUGGGCAAAAAUUGUUGUUUUUGAGAAAAAUCGACGCGUAGCAAAAGCUUAUGCUCGAUCAUCUGUCAUUUCUAUCAAUGGAUCCAAACAUGGUUUCGAUGGAGUUCGAAUCGGUUUAAACGGUUUUCAUAAUCCAAUGCGUGAUCCUCAAACAAAUGAAGUCAAAAAAGCCAUUGGUGAAGGUUUCAAAUUGAAAAUGGACGAGACGGGAAAUAUUCUGAUCAAACGCUAUGGAAAAUCCAAUGUUUACGUUCAUAGCACGUCAAAAUUGUCGAAUGAAGAAACAGUCAUUGGGGCAGAUAUAUUACAAUUGCCACAACAAGCCAUUAAUAUUGGAACUUCUGCCAAGCUCUUUGACAUGCGUAAGUUCACAACGAAUAUAAACCGAGAAAUAUCUCGAACUGCGCCCGAAUGUAGCCGCCUUGAACGUCAAUGUUUAUCUGCCAUUUCUGUAGUGAAAUCCAGCAAUAAUCUCAUUCACAGUCCACUUUGGAUUCUGGUCAUAAAUAUUGUUGCCAUUGAUAUGCUUAAGAGUCGAAUCACAACAAUAGGAAGAAGCAUCGAUAGUGGUCAUCGAAUUUCUCCAACAACUUCCGGUAGUGAAGAUCCUUAUUCGACAAUCGAAAGUCAAGCUGAGCUCAUUCUGGCCGAAGAUGCCAAAAUGAAUGCAAAACUUAAGGAAUACCAUACCUACGAUGAUAACCCCUAUGUUCCUAAGCCUGAUUAUGAAAUCUACAAUCAGACCAUUUCUCCAAUAAUGACCCCGAAAAACAAAACGGUCCAACGCAAAAAACAAGAUGAUCCUUACUACUGUGGUCUCUUAGCACGAAUUCCAAAUUUUAUCAAGUCCAACAAGUCAUCGAAUAACAAAAAGAAGGAUUCGAAAACAGCUCGCAAAAUCUCUGCUCAACACCUACAUAAUCUGCCUACGCAUCCAGUUCCGUUUCCAGCGUUUCAUCAGCAUCCUCAAGCAUCUUACUAUCCUUUUAAGUUGCAUCCGCAACAUCACCGAAUUUCACAAUCUCAAAUGUCCUUGUGGGAUGCACGUAGCUUAGUCAGUGGAGUUGAAUAAAAAUGGACUCGUAGACAUUACUCAUUAGAAUUUUAAUUAGAAUAUUUUUUUAUCAAAAUCAAAUUAAAAAAAAUAGAGACGAGGUAAACCAUGAAAGGAAUUCGUAUCGCAUAGUGAGUGAGGUCCUUUGCCAUAAAACCGCUUAAGACUGAAAUACGUCCUAUAACAAAAAUGGAGAGCAACAUUUUGUUAUGUAGGCCAACGGCAGAAAUGUUUCUGAUCUUUUUUUUAGUUAAAAUUAAGUCGUGCGACAAUUUUGUUUUUUUAUUAUUUUAUAUUAAAUGAUUAUUAUAAUUAAGUAAUGUAAUAAAUCAAAAAACUGCCUUGUUUAAUUUUAUAAUUAAUUGUUUUUAUCAAUUACAUUGUAUGCUUGUGUUUCUAGUGUACAUAUAUAAUUAUUAUAAUAUUUUUUUUUGUAAAUAUUUAUAGAAAACUUAUUUUUUAUACACAUAUAAAUAUAAAUA
This is a messenger RNA of Eupeodes corollae, 2470 nucleotides long. RefSeq lists its product as uncharacterized. Gene Ontology annotation, biological process: regulation of DNA-templated transcription. Gene Ontology annotation, molecular function: protein binding. The transcript has 7 exons. Lineage: Eukaryota; Metazoa; Arthropoda; Insecta; Diptera; Syrphidae. The record is from RefSeq and is a predicted model, not a curated record. Bases 777 to 2006 code for a protein of 409 amino acids.